Cyphellophora europaea CBS 101466 is the source of this 699-nucleotide messenger RNA. RefSeq lists its product as uncharacterized. NCBI's taxonomy places the organism in Eukaryota, Fungi, Ascomycota, Eurotiomycetes, Chaetothyriales, Cyphellophoraceae. The coding region runs from base 1 to 699 and encodes 232 amino acids. The record is from RefSeq and is a predicted model, not a curated record. The transcript has a single exon.
AUGUCUUCCAUGAGCAACGCCACCCUGAAGCCGAUUGUUAUCCACGGUAAUGGCGGGCCAAACCCCACCAAGGUCAUCGUUCUUCUAGAAGUCCUUGGUCUUCCGUACACUGCUCUGAACGUAGCUUUCUCCGACGUCAAAGGUCCUUCUUACACUGCCCUCAACCCCAACGGCCGUUUGCCCACCAUCGAAGAUCCAAACACCGGCAUCAAAGUUUGGGAAUCGGGCGCAAUCGUCACCUACCUCAUCAAUACCUACGACCGAGACCACAAGUUCAGCUUUGAGGCCAACACCCCCGAUGCCUGGCACGCACAACAGUGGCUCCAUCUACAGGCUACAGGCCAGGGACCUUAUUACGGACAAGCAGUCUGGUUCAAAAAGUUCAAUCCCGAGCCCAACCCAAGCGCAGUGAAGCGUUACGUGGGCGAGAUCAACCGUAUCACAAGUGUGCUGGACGGGUGGUUGGCAAAGCAGUCUGAAGGCGCAGAGGGUGGCAAGUGGCUGGUAGGCGGCAAGCUCAGCUAUGCCGACUUGGCCUUUGUGUCAUACCAAAUCACAGCAAAUACCUGGUUUGCAACGGAUGAGUUUGACCCGGAGCAAUAUCCCGAGGUGAAGAAGUGGUUGGAACGCAUGGUGAAGACAGAACCCGUCAAGGCGGCUCUGAGCAAAUGUGUGCCGUACAAUGAGUACGUCAAAUGA